Messenger RNA from Antechinus flavipes (yellow-footed antechinus), 1742 nucleotides. It is a transcript of the gene DND1, whose product is annotated as DND microRNA-mediated repression inhibitor 1. The transcript has 4 exons. NCBI's taxonomy places the organism in Eukaryota, Metazoa, Chordata, Mammalia, Dasyuromorphia, Dasyuridae. Gene Ontology annotation, molecular function: mRNA binding. The coding region runs from base 325 to 1380 and encodes 351 amino acids. Gene Ontology annotation, biological process: mRNA stabilization; negative regulation of miRNA-mediated gene silencing. The record is from RefSeq and is a predicted model, not a curated record. Gene Ontology annotation, cellular component: cytoplasm; nucleus.
AUGCUAGUGGCCUAUUUCUGCGAGAUAUUACUGAAUAUGGUCUUUUACAUAAUUUUAUUCCUCUCAUACACACUAGGGAACUAAAACUCAUAGUUAUAAAGAAGCAAAAGGAAAUUGGGUAGGGCUCCCAACCCCCCUUCCCAUCCCUUGUUUUCCUCUCUCACCUGUUUAUACCCGGAGGGUAGAGCACGUGUCUCCUCUCCCCCCUCCCAUGCGGGGAGGGGUCGCGCCCCAUGGCCAAUGGGAGUCUAGAGGGGCUGGGAAGUUUCCAGAGGCUGAGGGGGAGCCUAUAAAGGUGUGUGACUGGGUGGGUCUCCUUUAAACAUGCAGUCCAAGCGAGAGUGUGAGUUGUGGUGUGAGCGGGUGAAUCCAGUGAACAAGGCUGCGUUGGAAGCCUGGGUGAGGGAAACGGGGAUCCGACUGGUGCAAGUGAACGGGCAAAGGAAAUACGGCGGUCCACCCCCAGGCUGGGUAGGCAGCCCUCCUCCAGCAGGUUCAGAGGUGUUCAUCGGUCGCCUGCCCCAGGAUGUGUAUGAGCACCAGCUGAUUCCACUGUUCCAGCGAGUGGGGCGUCUCUACGAGUUUCGUCUCAUGAUGACUUUUAGUGGCCUGAACCGAGGCUUCGCCUAUGCUAGAUACAGCUCCCGCCGCGGGGCCCAGGCUGCCAUCGCCACUCUUCACAAUCACCCUCUUCGACCUGCCUGCCCGCUGCUGGUCUGCCGGAGCACGGAGAAAUGCGAGCUGACCCUGGAUGGGUUGCCACCAACCCUGAACCACCAGGCCUUGCUUCAGGCCCUGCAGCCUCUCGGGUCCGGUCUGCAGGAAGCACUGCUACUCCCCAGCCUUAUGUACCCCCACACACAGAUUGCACUGCUCAAGUUUAGCUCCCACCGGGCGGCAGCCAUGGCGAAGAAAGCUCUAGUAGAAGGGCGCUCAAAGCUCUGUGGUGAGCAGGUGACAGUAGAAUGGCUGAAGCCCGACCUGAAGCAACGACUCCGACAGCAAACAGAAGGUCCUUUAUUUCGGGGGUUGGGGCCUGAGAUAAGUCAUAGGACCUUGCCUGAGAAAUUAGGGACCCCAAUGCCCCACAGCUGUGCCCAGACUACCCUCGAGGCCGUGUGCCAACAGAAGCACCUAGGUAUGCCCGUAUUUCUCACUAAGUGCUUGGGCGCUGGGCCCGCAGGCUGGCACCGCUUCUGGUACCAAGUGGUGAUUCCUGGUCACCCCAUGCCUUUCAGUGGCCUCAUCUGGGUGGUUGUAACUAAAGAGGGGCCAAGUGGACAUGAAGUUGCCAAGAAUGCUGUGUCCCUUCGCCUCCUAGAAGCAUUAGGUGAGCCAAGAGAAAGCGAGAGCCCAGGAUUGGGGUGGCUUUCCUGCUAAAUAGCUUGUUAUUUCCUCUCUGUAAUAAUGUCAGUCAGCCUAGUCAAUUCCACCAGUUAUGGAGGUAGGGGGUAAAGAGCUCCUUAGUUCUUCAAGAAGGGCAGGGCCCUGAAGCUGGACAAGUGGGAAUGCUAGCCCUGGCUAAUCUAGAGGGGAAUCUCUUGUUCUUAUUCCAUUCUCUUUAUGCCAGGUACACUCCCCCUCCACCCACCUAAUUCUGUGUUGUCCCCAAUAGUUUUGUCCCUUAAGCUGUUUACUUGGUUGCUAGUUAGACAUAAGUCUUUUUUUUGUUCCUCUGCUCGUUGUUGUUACACCCGGUGUAACUUUGUUUUAUAUUUAAUUAAAAACUUAUGGUUUUGGUA